GACUUUUUGUUGUGAUUUGGCGCUAUAUAAAUAAAAAUUGAUUGAUUGAGUGAUUGAUUGAUUGUUCCUCUGUACACGGAGUGAAAGAGGGGGAGCUGCUCGCUGCUCACAAUCUGGCAUUUGCAAAAUGUGCUGCCACUCAAAAACUCUGACCUAUCAACAUCAUCAUGGUUAACAAGAAGCAAGAAUUGCUUUAUUUUAUUGGUCAUGUACUCAGAUAAUUGAAACAAUACUCAUUGACUGCUAUUAACUGGAUGAUCCAGCUAAAAAGGAAGCCCUCUGAUUGGGUGGCCCACCUAGGCCCACACACAGCUGCACUCCAGAACCAAACCACAUAUAAAGGUCCUGUAUUGUGACACAACUCAUACAUACACCAUCUAUAAACAUGUUGGAACCAGGUUGGUUGGUUGCAUGUUGUCAGUGUCACAAUACAAAAUGCAGUGAAAACAAUGUAUAAUAUAUGCUCAUGCAGGCCUGUUUGUGUAUUUUUCAUUUGUGUGUUUUCUCGGUAAAUGUUUAAUGUGAUUCUUUUUCUGUUGCAGGACAUUUUAAACUUUGAAUUCUUGCUAAACAUGAUUUGGAUGAACCCAUAAGAAGAUAUAAGUUUGGUCAAAAACUUCUAAACAAUUUGACAAAACAUGACACUAAUCUUACAAACAUGACUGAUGUCAAUAUACAAAUGCUACAAAUGCUUCUUUUCAAAAGUAGAUAUAUACUAUAAUUUUAAAUUAUUAAAUUAAGCUCUUUAUGAUCCUGCACGCUAAUUGCUUGAUUUUAAAUGCAUUCACUUCCAUUCAACAAUUCGUUGAUUUUUAUCUUUCACGUGUAUGUCCUGGUCCUGAGCCUGGGGUGAGCACUUCUUUUUUACUGUUGGCCUUUAAAGGAAUGAAUGUUCACAGUUUUUAACAGAAAUGUCCAACAGUGCCUAUAGUUGUUUCAGAUGAUUGGGUACAUUGUAAAAAAAAUAACUGAGGGAGGUUUUUAAUAAGAAUAUUUUUUAUUAUGAAUACAGACUUUAGAUUAUUUUUAAAAAGAACUGUGUAAAUUGUUAUGAUCCAUAGAUAGUGUAUAUCUCAGUCUUCAAUGUGAAAUGAAGCUUUAGUAGAACGUAAUAAUGAUGAACAAGUAUAUAUUUUAACAAUUCAUUUUUUUAAUGUACAAUACUUAAUUAUUUAAUUGAAGACAUCCAACCUUUCUUUUAACAUUGUAUGAUGUGUCAUUGUUACAAAACAGGGCAUUGUCUCAUACUGGAGUCAAUAACAUAAGACAGGGACUUAUUUUAUUGACCCCAGUAUGAGACAAUGCCCUGUAUUGUCGAUAUUUACUAUCAUGUUUUCUCCUUUGUUAGACCUUCAAGAGAUGAAUGAGUCAUCUCCUAAUGUGACUGUGGUUAUAGAGUAUCGAGACUCCUUCACCAAAGCUGUGACCAAGAAUGUUAUUGUUGUGGUUCUCGGGAUCUCCAUCAACUACAUUAAUGCAAGCCUCAUUCAAACCUUUCGCAAAAACCAGAUCUUCUACAUGAAUCCUCGGUACAUCCUGUUUUUUCACCUGGUGAUCAACGACAUGAUCCAAGUGACACUGACCGUCAUCCUGUUUGUCAUCAGCUACACCCUCUACAAAAUAAAUGUCUCCGUCUGCUGCGUCUUCAUCCUGCUUGCUCUUUUCACCACUGAAAACACUCCUCUGAACCUGGCCUGCAUGGCGAUGGAGUGCUACAUCGCCAUCUGCCUCCCCCUUCACCACGUGCAGAUCUGUACUGUCAAGAGAACAUCAAUGCUGAUUGGUCUAAUCUGGAUUACAAGCAUGUUGUCUGUUCUUCCUGAUCUCUUCAUAACCUUAGCGACGGAGCAGCUGGACUUCUUUCAUUCUCGAGUAUUCUGUCUCAGGGAAACUGCCUUUCGAAAUCCCCACAUUAUCAAGAAGAGGGAUGUUACCUACAUUAUGUACCUGGUUAUAGUUUGGUUUGUUAUCGUUUAUACUUACCUCAAGAUCCUGUUCACUGCAAGAACAGCCAGCAAAGAUGCUAAAAAAGCUAGAAAUACUAUCCUCCUCCAUGGUUUUCAGGUGCUGUUGUGUAUGGCAACAUAUGCAGCACCCAUGUUAAAACAUGCUCUGCAGCAGUGGUUUCCAAAGAACUAUCCAGACUCCCUGUUCGCUUGUUAUAUUAUAGUGCAGAUCCUUCCUCGCUCCAUUAGUCCAAUUAUCUAUGGCAUACGAGACAAGACCUUCAGAAAAUACCUGAAAAGGUAUCUGAAACCAAUAGCGUAGGCAGAAAUCACAGUGUAGUUGGGCCUAACCUGUCCAAAACCAAUCAUAUUUAAUAGGUUCUGAUGUUAACCAAAAUAGGCCAUUACAACUAUACUUACCUGAAUGCACCACAGUUUAAUCAUACAAGCUUCAUACAUCAUCAGAGGUAAUGUUACAGGCACCAAGACAAACAUUAACAGCAUCACAUAGCCUGGCAUGGCGGCCGCAUAUUCACACACACACACACACACACACACACACACACACACACACACACACACACACACACACACACACACACACACACAUAGCUGAUAGACGCAACAGUGCAGCGUAUGAAUAGACUGACAGUUGAAAAGAGUCUUUCAACAGUACAGCGUGUUGCUGCCGAAUUAGCAGCCACGUACGUGUCGUUACUACUUGGUACUUGUUGAGGAGAAACUGGUGCAGGAAGAGGUGUCUGGGUUGAGAAUGAUGGCUGAACUUGAGCUGUAUUCUCUUCCUCCUGCUCCUCACGACAUCUUUUUGUGACUGUUUUGUUUCACCAUAGUUUUUAUCUUAACCUACAUUAAUAGCAGCUAGCUAGCAGACAACAGGCUUCUGUUCCUGUAAAAUCUAGAAUAGAAUUUAAAAUCCUUCUCCUAACUUACAAAGCCCUUAAUGGUCAGGCACCAUCAUAUUUUGAAGAGCUCAUGGUAUCGUAUUAUCCUACUAAAACGCUGCGCUCCCAGAAUGCAGCUUACUGGUGGUUCCUACAGUUUUUAAAAGUAGAAUGGGAGGCUCCUCUCUU
Thunnus maccoyii (southern bluefin tuna) is the source of this 3037-nucleotide messenger RNA. Its product is annotated as odorant receptor 131-2-like. The transcript has 2 exons. Gene Ontology annotation, cellular component: membrane. Gene Ontology annotation, molecular function: G protein-coupled receptor activity. The record is from RefSeq and is a predicted model, not a curated record. Bases 1294 to 2268 code for a protein of 324 amino acids. Gene Ontology annotation, biological process: G protein-coupled receptor signaling pathway. NCBI's taxonomy places the organism in Eukaryota, Metazoa, Chordata, Actinopteri, Scombriformes, Scombridae.